UAGUACUGACCCUCCAACAAUCCUCCCAAACGAACAAUGACGAGAGCAUCGACUCCUCCACCAGCAGAAAACAACACGAACGCAGACCACCUUCCUCCUUCACUACCCACCUCUCCACUAGCUAAACGUCUCAAGUCUGACACUCCCUCCAAAAUGUCCGCAGCCGCCAACUCCACGACGUCGACAACCAGCACGACCGCAGUACCCAAACUUUCCUCCACGUCCCAACCGCCGCUUUUGAUCAAGAAGCUCUCUCCGGACGCCUCGACACCGACUCGAGGCUCGGCCUUUGCGGCCGGGUACGACCUGUACGCGUCGAAGCCCAUCACGAUCCCCGCGCGAGGCAAGGCGCUCGUCUCGACCGAUCUGUCGAUCGCCACGCCCGAGGGCACGUACGGCCGCGUCGCGCCCAGGUCGGGCCUGGCGGCCAAACACUUUAUCGACACGGGCGCGGGCGUGAUUGACGCCGACUACCGAGGCGAGGUCAAGGUCCUGCUGUUCAACCACGGCGAGGCCGAUUUCCAGGUGAACAAGGGCGACCGCAUUGCCCAGUUGGUCUUGGAGCGGAUCUACACCCCCGAAAUCGUCGAGGUCGAGAAUCUGGAGGAGAGCGUCCGGGGAGCCGGCGGGUUUGGAAGCACGGGUUGAGCCGACUUACUGGCUGGAGCCAAAUUCAGACCAAGUCCGGAAAAGGCGUUGGUUAUGGCUUUUUGGGGAGUGACGGGCCACAGGGAAGUAAAGGGGUUCUAGAGCACACGAAAAGGGAGUUUAUGAUGUUAUGUGCUUUCUGUGUCUGCUCACUGCAGGGUAAAAGGAUAGAUCGUUCAAUGCAUGGAGAGGAGUAGACACCAAUGCCAGUGUCGACAAACCAUCCAUCUCUAGCUGUCUCUUCUCCUUCUAUCUCCUUCUUUUCGAAAAAUCUUUAGCCUGGAAUUUACACGUCCAUCGCCUGAGCCC
Molecule: messenger RNA, 957 nt
Organism: Cladophialophora immunda
Lineage: Eukaryota; Fungi; Ascomycota; Eurotiomycetes; Chaetothyriales; Herpotrichiellaceae
Product: deoxyuridine 5'-triphosphate nucleotidohydrolase
Exons: 1
Coding region: 37-648 (203 amino acids)
Biological process (GO): dUMP biosynthetic process; dUTP catabolic process
Molecular function (GO): dUTP diphosphatase activity; magnesium ion binding
Source: RefSeq, a predicted model, not a curated record